This is a messenger RNA of Suncus etruscus (white-toothed pygmy shrew), 1140 nucleotides long. It is a transcript of the gene SERTAD2, whose product is annotated as SERTA domain containing 2. The transcript is spliced from 2 exons. Lineage: Eukaryota; Metazoa; Chordata; Mammalia; Eulipotyphla; Soricidae. Gene Ontology annotation, molecular function: transcription regulator activity. Gene Ontology annotation, cellular component: nucleus. The coding region runs from base 73 to 1140 and encodes 355 amino acids. The record is from RefSeq and is a predicted model, not a curated record.
UCCCCCUGCCCCAGCUGCCACCCCAAGACCCGUCUCCGAGCUGGACCCGGGGCCGACUUCGCAGAAGGAUAUAUGUUGGGUAAAGGAGAAAAACGGAAGUUUGAUGAGUAUGAAGAUGGGCUGGAAGGCAAAGUCGUGUCUCCCUCCGACGGGCCAUCCAAGGUGUCUUACACCUUACAGCGCCAGACUAUCUUCAACAUUUCCCUUAUGAAGCUCUACAACCACAGGCCCCUGACCGAGCCCAGCCUGCAGAAGACCGUCCUCAUCAACAACAUGCUGCGGCGGAUCCAGGAGGAGCUCAAGCAGGAAGGGGGCCUGAGACCCGUGUUUGCCCCGGCCUCGGCCUCGGCCUCCGCCUCCGCCUCCCCACCGCAGGCCGAGGACGGAGCUGCUGCCACCGCUGCAGCCGCGUUGAGUGACAGCUGCCGCGAGGCCCCGCCCACUCACCCCUGUGACCUCGGAAGCACUCCGCCCCUGGAGGCCUGCCUCACCCCGGCCUCGCUGCUCGAGGCGGACGACGACGCGUUUUGCACUGCCCCGGCCGCCCUGCCCCUGCCCACGCCGCCGCCAUUAUCGGCGGCGCCCACCAAACUCUCGCCCCCGGCGCUGCCGCCCGAGAAGGACAGCUUCUCCUCGGCCUUGGACGAGAUCGAGGAGCUCUGCCCCACAUCUACCUCCCCCGAGGCCGCUGCCACGGUGGCCACUUCCGCUUCCGGUUCCGCCCUGGCGCCGCACUGCGCCCUGAUUGAGCCCGGCGGCGGCAAUGGCGGCACCGCGGGCUGCGGCCUGCAGAGACUCGAGGGCGACCUCCCCGGGGGCCGCGCCGACGACCCCAAACUGAUGGCGGACUCGCUGCCCGGCAACUUCGAGAUCACCACGUCCACCACGGGCUUCCUGACGGACUUGACGCUGGACGACAUCCUCUUCGCCGACAUCGACACGUCCAUGUACGACUUCGACCCCUGCGCCGCCUCCGCCUCCGGCGCCGCCGCCGCCGCCUCCAAGAUGGCGCCCGUGUCGGCGGACGACCUGCUCAAGACGCUGGCGCCCUACAGCAGCCAGCCCGUGGCGCCCAGCCAGCCCUUCAAGAUGGACCUCACCGAGCUGGACCACAUCAUGGAGGUGCUGGUGGGCUCCUAA